CGAGACUCUCGACGAGAAAAGCAGCCACGGCUAAAAACGGUAGCUAGUUAUCAUUUAUCUCCACAAUGGAGACAGCUGAAAACACCGCUGGAGCAAAGUUGACUAUAAAAAUAACUGUAAUCCGUGGAAAUAACCUGACAGGAAAAAAGGCAGACGACUUCCAGAGUUUUGUGAAGGUUGAAUUCGAUGGACUGGUGCUGGGAGAGUCAGACAAGAAGCAGGUUGACCCUGUGGGGAAAUGUGUCGACUACGACUUUACCUGCUGCCUCCAAAGCUCCAGCGAUGCUCAGACUCUCAGUAACAUCACCCAUAAACCGAUCAUACUGACGGUGACGGAGGUGUUGCCCGAGGAGAAGAAAGUUGAGGCGAAGACAGCAGUGCUGGGCCAAGCUGUGGUUGACCUGCUGCCACUGCUACAAGGUCAGUGCAGCUUCUCGUCCACAGUCCCUCUGAAUCCAGUGACCAACACCCCGCUGAAGGAGUUGCAGGGCUCCAGCAGCAAGAGCGUGGAGGCAGCAUUUAGGGCCAGGCAGAAGUUGGUGGACAGCCAAGUGUCUUUAAUGUCGAAGACGAAGCAGUCGACCCUGGAUGUGUGUGUCAGUGUGUCGGAUCCAUUGCUGUCUGAGGCUGAACUCUCAGUCUGUAACCUGCUGAGGGUGACCGUGGAAACAGCCUACUCCGUCCCUGAGUCCUGGAUGCUGCUGUCUGGCCCUGCCCCCUGCACAUACACCGCUGCCCUGGAGGUCCCGCUUACCGUAGAGGAAGAUCAGGUGCUGGUGUUCUGUGAAGGGGCGCUGAAGGUGGGGGGUCAGAAGGAGGAAAGUGGGAGACCGAGGAAGAGGCCACAUCAGGCCCUGCUGGUCCCAGGGAACCACUUUCUGCCUGCUGCCUUUUUCCAGGCAGAGCCCAUCGAACAGGAGGACGGCGAGCUGACUGACUUAGAGGACCGAGAGUUUCGCAAUGAGUCAGAGACCACGAAGAACAGAGUGAGCUGGGACACAGAGAUUUGCUGUUUCCUGGAUGCAGGAGGAAAUACGAGGCUUCGGCAGAGGAUCAAUGAGAGCAGGCUCUGGCCAGUGGAGAUUACGAGGUCGUUGGCUCCGCUUGCAAAAGCAGCAGAAACCAAACUGCUAGCUGAGGAGAGUCCAGAGAUCCCCUUCCACGGUGUUGCGUUUGUGGACAUGGGGCGGCUGCUGUAUCCUGGAGUCAGCCGCAUCCGAGGAGCAUACAGCAUCCAGUCUUUCUCUGAGGCUGAGAUGCUGAAAAAGGCCAAGCGGAGUGACAGUGUGUUAAAGGAGCAGGCCAAAGCUGCAGCCAAGCUGGUCCAAGCUCGUGCUGGCUCAGCUACGGGCUCUUGUAAGGCUAAGGCAGGGAAGAAUUUGAAUGGAAGCCCCAAGGGAGCCAAGGAUUCCAAGGAUGCAGCCAAAAAGCAUCCUGGUGGUCAGAGCAGGAUGGCUGCAGUGGGCAGCGUGACCGACAGCCUGAAUGAAACUGAGCUGCCACACGUCGAUACGGAGGGAAAUAUGUAUGCAGAGGCCAGAACUUAUAUUAUCAUUGAGAUAGCCUUGGAUAAACCGCUGGUACCCAAAACAUCUCCAGAGGACCUGGCUCGAAGGGUGAAGGAGUUGAUCCCACCUCGAUCUCCACUUCCAGCAGGCCCUAGCAGAGCAGAGAGAGCAGUGCUGGACUUCCACAGACAGAUAAGCAACGUUGUGACCAGUGUCUCGGACCAGUUUAAGGCAUUGUUUGGAACAGGAUGCAAGUCUUCAGAAGACUGCAGCCGGGAGCAAAUUAAGGUUCAGCUAAUGGGAGCACUUAAUGAGUCUGGGAGAUACUUCGCCUUCAAAGAACAGAUGAAGCAUGCAGUGGUGAGGAUUGUACGUGACACGAUGCAGCAGAAAGAGCCAUUCGCUGAACCUCAGGAGCUAAGGACUUUUGUCAGCAAGCUCUAUGCUUACCUGGUGGACGAGAUGCACAUAGCUCUCAACAAGAUUUAUUCUGAUGACACUAAUGAUGACUCAACAGAUGAAAUCCAGCUCAGUUCUUCUCAACUCAGACAUUUUGCCAGAGAGGCUUUGCUUACUGGUGAUUAUCAGCAGGCCAUUAACUACUACCAAGAGCUGGUGGUGAGACAUCCCAGUGAGGCCUCCUACAAGUGUGAGUGGGGAAGCCUCUACAUGCUGACUGGAGACUACAUGAAGGCUAAAGAAUGUUUCCAUGACGCUGUGUCCAUCCAGCAGACACACCAACCCAGUCUGAUGUUGUGUGGGGUCUUGGCAGCCAAGUUUGAGCAUUACGAGGAGGCCCAGACCUUUCUGGAGCAAGCCACCACUGUAGGCCCGCCUACUGUGGUGGCCUGGACGCUCCUGGGUUUGCUCCACGAGAGCCAGAACAAAUCCAUUCUAGCUGAGAGAGCUUUUCUGGAGGCCAGAAAACUGCUGAGGGCAAAAGAAGCAAAGGAGCAAACACCGAGGGAGGAGGAGAAGAAAGAAAGGACAAAAGAUAGGGAGGAGAUAAAUGAGAAGGCGAAAGAUGAGCAGGAGGAAGAGCACGUGGCUGCACCUGCGUGCCAGUCUCCCCCUGUUGAGCAAGACCCAGAUUGUGGGGACCAGGUCGCAGGACCACAGGAGGAGCCUCUGGCACAGAGUGUCAGCUCCAGACCAGCUCCAGCUAAACUCUCCUCCACCAUUUACACGGAGACUGUUGAUUUCCUGCUGCAGAACUUUGCCCUCCAGAUGGCGGAGUAUGCUCUGUCCCAGGAGCUGCUCUUGUCAGACGGUGGUUGCAGUGUCUCGUAUCUUCUUCACCUGGCCCAGCUGCAGCUGCUCAGAGGGGACUACUGCAAUGCUGUUGCCAGCCUCAAGGAGGCGAUGUUUCACAACAAUCAGGAUGUGGACGUGUGGGCUCUCGAUGGUCACUGUCACUACCUGCGAGGGGCGUUCAGGGAUGCCCAGGAGAGCUAUGAGAGGAGCCUCAACUUUCUGCAGCAGCCAUCAGACUCUCACCUCAUCCUCCUCCGCCUUGGAUCCAUCUACCUAGAGCAGGGGAAGUUUGAGCAGGCCAAACUUGUCUACGUGCAGGCUUGUGAGCAGUCUCCAUCCUGCCUGACCUGGCUGGGCCUGGGUGCCGCCUGUUACCGGCUGGAGGAGCUGUCUAUAGCUGAGGAAGCUUUGACUGAGGCCAACCAUUUGAAUAACCAGCAUGCUGAGGUGUGGGCUUACCUGUCGCUGACCUGCCUCAGGUCUGGCAGACAACAGGAAGCAGAGCGGUUUCAUAAAUAUGCAACAAGGUUCAACCUGCAGAGGAAAUCACUCUUGAAAGAGUUCAAUGAGCUGAAGGAUCAGCUCCGCUUCGGUCAUCUGGUGUCAUGCUUUGGAACGAGCUCCGGAGCAGUUGUUUAAAUGUACAUUUCAUUCCAUUGUGUCUACAUGACCAGCACUUUCAAAAAGACAUUUUAUUGUA
This is a messenger RNA of Scatophagus argus, 3462 nucleotides long. RefSeq names its product cilia and flagella associated protein 70 (gene cfap70). Gene Ontology annotation, cellular component: extracellular exosome; motile cilium. Gene Ontology annotation, molecular function: protein binding. NCBI's taxonomy places the organism in Eukaryota, Metazoa, Chordata, Actinopteri, Scatophagidae. Gene Ontology annotation, biological process: cilium assembly; cilium movement. Bases 66 to 3401 code for a protein of 1111 amino acids. The record is from RefSeq and is a predicted model, not a curated record. The transcript has 27 exons.